Messenger RNA from Penicillium cataractarum, 519 nucleotides. RefSeq lists its product as uncharacterized. The coding region runs from base 1 to 519 and encodes 172 amino acids. Lineage: Eukaryota; Fungi; Ascomycota; Eurotiomycetes; Eurotiales; Aspergillaceae. The transcript has 2 exons. The record is from RefSeq and is a predicted model, not a curated record.
AUGACAACCAACCCCAACCGGCCUGAGAUUCAGUCCCAGUUGCUUCCCGGCCAACAUUUCACAGACAUCUUGGCGGUGCCCACGUCACGCUGCAACCGGUACGGCCGUUGCAUUUAUGAGUACCCUCAGCCUAUCAACCACCAAACUUACAUGGAUGAUCUCAGUCGUGUCCGCUACUGCCGAUGCAACCAGGAAGAUCGAUGGGUGACCCCUCAUAUCCCUGCCCUUGUGCACCUAAUCGACUGCCAUAUCUACGUGGACGUGUGCUCAACAGCGACGAUCUUCCUGUACCCCUUUAAGGAUCCAUUCAAGGGACUCGAUCGGGUGUGCUUUGGUGUCCGGGCCCUCCAUGAUACCCACACGGAUGCUCUCCUAGACGAGGUGGAUGAGUUUACUGACCAUGUAAACGCCCGCUACCUUUCUUUGUCCGAGGCUGUCUACCGCAUCUUCAAGUUCAAUACCGUCUACAAACGUCCUAGUGUCCGCUGCCUCACCGUCCAUCUGAAGGAAAGAACUUAG